Molecule: messenger RNA, 1176 nt
Organism: Mytilus trossulus (common blue mussel)
Lineage: Eukaryota; Metazoa; Mollusca; Bivalvia; Mytilida; Mytilidae
Product: probable transcriptional regulatory protein TTE1135
Exons: 6
Coding region: 128-1138 (336 amino acids)
Cellular component (GO): mitochondrion
Source: RefSeq, a predicted model, not a curated record
AUUGACUUUGGAGCUUAUAGUUUAACUUCAACCAAAAACCUAAAAAUUGUGAAGGUGAAUCCACCGGCACAUGUGAUACUAGAUCUAGGCUACUUAAAGUUAUAUCUAUGAUUGAACUACAGUUAAGAUGAAUUGCAAACAGCUGUUUUCACUGAGAGCAGGGAUUCGUAUCCAAGAUGUUCUAACCAAAAUUCAAUUAAAGAACAAUAUUAGCAUUUUAUCCUCAACAUGUCAUAGUGGUGGAACAUUAACAUUAUUGAGGCAAAAACACAUGUGCUGUUAUAUGUCAGAUUCUAGAUAUAGAAUUACAUUUAAGGACAAGACAAAAGUAUCCAAGUCUGGUUCAGUUUUAAGUUUUAGUGAUAUUUUUUAUCAACAAAGUAGACAGAAAGGACAUAGCCAUUGGCAAAAUAUUAAACACACUAAAGGUGAACAGGACGCUAUAAGAGGAAAGGAUACACAAAUGUUAACAUUAAGGAUAAAAAAUGCUCUCAAAGAUAAUGCCUCAACAGAUCCUAAAGUAAACAAUGAAUUGGGAAGAUGUAUUGAUUCUGCUAAACAGAAAAACAUUGCUAUGGACACCAUUCUUAGGAUAAUCAAGAACACAGCAUCAAAGACUGAGAGUUCUCGUGAGGAGAUAAUAGAAUGUUCCGGUGUUGGUGGAUUGAAGUUUAUCAUACAAGCUUUUACAGAUCUUCCAAAGAGAACCAGACCAGAUAUUCAAGGCAAACUUAAAAAAUUUGGGGCAACAAUAGAUAAACAAGGUACAGCUACACGUAGUUUUGAGAGGAAAGGUUUUGUAGAUGUUGAGCUCGGUGAAGGAGACAGCAGAAACCAUGAUGAUCAUAUAGAAUUAGCUAUUGAAGCCGAGGCUGAUGAUGUCUCCAUGGAAACCAAUGAGGAAGGAAUAGAUAUACUACAGUUUGAAUGUAACUAUUUAGUUGUGAACCAAGUGAGGAAGUAUUUACAAUCUAAAGGUUUGAAUAUAGUUUAUGCUGAAUCAGUGUUUAUACCAAUCCAAACUUCAGUUGUUCAAAUGAAUUCAGAUAACAUGGAAAAACUGUACAAACUUAUAGACAAAGUCAAAGAGGUAGAAGGUGUAGAAGAAGUGUUUAUUAAUGCUGAGCCAGAAAGUUGAUGUUUAUUUGAGAAUUAAACUUAUUUAUAAUUAUAUUA